AUGGCUGAGAGACAAAUCCAGCAGAGAAAGCUCCUGCUUUAUAGUCAACAUCUGGAGGACUUUUGCAAGACCGCCGAAGCCUUGCUGUUUGAAAAAUCCACCAAAAAUGCCUUACUGUCAAUCAUUACUAUCCAAUUCUCGCCAACCGCCGGGCUCGGACAUCCCUCAAAGCGCUUUCUUUCGGCAACACCUCGGUCUCAGAUCAAAGAAUAUUUCCCUCCCCCACGCACCAAAGGCGUGAAGCAAGUGAACACGCACUGGGUACACCCAAUGUUAGUUGAAUAUCUCAUCCCUCACACUGCUUUGACUGACGCCCACGUCAGAUAUACUGAUAAGGAAAUGAGCGACAUCCGUGUUGCUCAUCGAGAGGCUAGAAAUUGGUCUGACUGGACAGCACUCGGAGCCGUUCGCUUCUUCCGAUGGGGCAUGGACUUGCUGACUGGAUAUCGACAUCCUGACCCCAAUGAGAGACUCUCAGGUCGCUACAAAAUGACCGAAAGAGACUGGUUGACCCGUUUUAUUUUUCUUGAAAGUGUUGCGGGUGUACCGGGCAUGGUUGGCGGAAUGUUGCGACACCUGCGGAGCCUCCGACGAAUGAAACGAGACAAUGGAUGGAUUGAAACAUUACUCGAAGAAUCAUUUAAUGAACGAAUGCAUCUGCUCACAUUCUUGAAGCUUAUGGAACCGGGCUGGUUCAUGCGCCUCAUGGUCCUAGGUGCCCAAGGUGUAUUCUUCAAUGGUUUCUUCAUUUCUUAUGUAUUGUCCCCACGGAUCUGCCACCGAUUUGUGGGUUAUCUCGAAGAAGAAGCUGUGAUAACUUACACGCGAGCCAUCGAAGAGAUCGAAGCGGGAGAACUCCCAGGAUGGGACAACAUCACUGCUCCCUCAAUUGCAGUCGAGUACUGGAAAAUGCCCGAAGAGAAUCGCACAAUGCGCGAUUUAAUUAUGUACAUUCGCGCGGAUGAAGCCAAGCACCGCGAAGUGAACCAUACCUUGUCGAAUCUGAACCAGGCUUCUGACCCCAAUCCCUAUCAGAUUGAAUAUGCCGACCCAAGCAAACCACAUCCCACCAAAUCUCUUCGGAAUCUGAAGAGCACAGGCUGGGAAAAGAGUGCUAUCUUCAAGUGA
Penicillium brevicompactum is the source of this 1128-nucleotide messenger RNA. RefSeq names its product alternative oxidase. Gene Ontology annotation, molecular function: alternative oxidase activity. NCBI's taxonomy places the organism in Eukaryota, Fungi, Ascomycota, Eurotiomycetes, Eurotiales, Aspergillaceae. The coding region runs from base 1 to 1128 and encodes 375 amino acids. Gene Ontology annotation, cellular component: mitochondrion. The record is from RefSeq and is a predicted model, not a curated record. The transcript is spliced from 3 exons. Gene Ontology annotation, biological process: alternative respiration.